Molecule: messenger RNA, 2641 nt
Organism: Gigantopelta aegis
Lineage: Eukaryota; Metazoa; Mollusca; Gastropoda; Neomphalida; Peltospiridae
Product: cilia- and flagella-associated protein 100-like
Exons: 16
Coding region: 80-1831 (583 amino acids)
Source: RefSeq, a predicted model, not a curated record
CUGUAAUUUAUCGGUGAUAUUUUGAUUUGAUUUCCGUGUAUGUGGCGAUCUCUAACAGUAGUGAUUUUAUUUAAACAUUAUGGGUGAUUCACCUAUACAGAGGUCAAUAGCGGAGUCUCCAGACUCAGAUAUUUCACAAGGAAAACGACAUGAGGUUGGCUCCCGACUGUCAGGAAAAGUUACAUUUCCAAACUCCGUUAAAUCAGCAUCUAGUGACCAUUCAUCAGUUAAACAAGAUGCAGCUCAUUCUGGCAAUCCAUUUGUCAUGCCACAUGACAGUGACAUUUUCAUGCUGCGAGAUAAAGAGAGGAAGAAAAAGAAACUGGAGCGAGAACGACAGAGACAGUUGAAAGUUCACGAAAAGACGACGUACGCAACUCAGGUGAAUUGUCGGACAGCUCAGAUGAUCCGCCCAGCCGAUUCUGAUGAGGAUGAGGAAGAGGAGGAAACAGACAAGGCUGUCGCCGUCAAGGACGACCCACAGUUCACCAUCGCAGUCACACGCGAUAGACAUGUAGAGAAGGAAUCUCUAGCCGAGUAUAUUUCCAAGAAGAGAGAGAUGUUCCUAGUCCAGUAUUCUCUUGGAGUGAAGCGUGACGAGAUGAGAAAACUGGAGGAGAUUGCCCAGGCGGAGGAGAGAAAGCUUGAACUGGCUGAACAAUAUCUUGAGGAAGAUGCCGCCAUGUUUGAUGAGUUUCUCAAAGAAAACGACAAAAACUCUGUCGAGGCAAUCAAAAUAGCUGAACAGGAGACGAAGAUGAAGCUGGAGAAGGUUGCGGAGAUCAAGCGGAUCAAUGCGCAGAUGAUGGCCAUCAAGUCUGAGAUCAACAAGUACGAGGACACGCUCAAGGAAUACCAGCUGUACAAGAAAUUCCUCGAUGCCCUCACACCACAGGAAUAUCGAGCAGAAAAAGACGAAUUGAAAAGAAAGAGAAGGGAAGAAAGGAGGAAAGAACGAGAGAAGAAUUUAAUAAAUCAGAAGAAAAGUUCAGCCUCCGAUGGUUCAGACAAGCCAGGUAGCAAGGGGAGAAAACUAUCAAAGAAGCAGUCUGCCAAAUCAAAAGUGAUCAGUCUGACAGAAGAUGGCCUGUCUUCCUCCACAGAGUGUUCUGAUGACGACAGUGAUGAAGACGUGGAUCUGUAUUUCACUGACCCCCAGGAGCUACUGAAUAUUUUUGCUGAACUGGAGGAACAGAACUUGUCUCUGAUUCAAAACAGUCAGGAGACCGAGGAGGCCCUCGAAGACAUGAAACAAAAUAUAAAACAAACCAAGAUGAAAAUGGAAAAAGAAACACAAAUUUUACGAGAGCAGAUUGACAAACUGAAAAAGGCAAUCGCUAGAGAAGAGGAGAAAGCAGCAGACUUACAAAUAAAAGCCAAAAUGUUCAACUACGGAGAGUUCAAGGCUGAGGACCAGGACAAGAUGUUGAAUGCUCUCAACAAGAAAGUGGAGGAGGUGUACCGGAGCUGUAUCGGGGACAACGAGGCUAACAUCAACACCCUCCAGAUGCUGACGAAUAUAGAGAACAGGCUGGAGGAGUUGUUUGAGCAGAUAGAAACGAUGCCGCAAGACAAAGUGGAGGCCGCUGAACGGGCGAAGGAGAAGGAGCGUCGACUGAAGAUGAGAGAGGAGAAACUGGAGCUACAGAGGAUCCACCAGGAGGAGAGAGUCAGACGGGCACUCGAGAGAGCCAAGGCCGACCCCAAGAAAAAGACUGGCAAGAAACUUGUGUUCCGAUCUCAGCCGCCAAUGUUAAAGAAGAAACAGGACGAUGGGGCGGACCAGGCCUCGAAAGAGGAAGAAGAACUCGCCUAUUUCUUUCAGUGGUAGCUACAGAUGUGGACGUCUUGUGUACAGUGUCAUGUAUUUAUAUAUGUUGAUCAGUGUUAUUGUUGACAUAAAACAUCUUAUUACCUCAAGGACGUUUUGUUGUGGACAGUGUCGAGGAAUCAGUUUUAGAAAUGAAUAUGGUGUUCUGAUACACACUGAACACUAGAACUGAAAGCAGUUGGUCAAUGGGCCUGCAUGUCAUUAAGUCGGUGGUUGUGCUGGGCACACAACUCAUCUGUCUGGACUGUCUAAUGGUUACUGAAAAAAAGAAGUCACUAUUGUUGCCCAACAUCUCCCUACAGAAUUGUUAAAUCUCGCUCCAUGUGGGAACCACUACCGAGAUGUGAACACUGGACCAAGCAGCCCGAGGUCUGGUACCUUAAUCACUACAAUCCUCACAAAUUGAGAACAAUGCUUAGGUGAAAUGGAUUUUGUAAUUAUAACCUGGGUACUUGCCAAAAUGUAUUAAAAAAUAAUAAAUUUACGCUUUUAAUGGAGAACUCCGACCGUAGAACUGGUACCCAGGACAGAUAUGAACACAUUUCUGGGACAGAAAAAUUGAUCAUUUGGCGUUGCCACUGUGCAGCUUUGUAAUGAACUGUCUCCCUUGUCAAUGUAGCAAGAAAAGGGGUAUUGUUCCUUCAAAGUUUAAUUAAUAAACAGGCUAGCAUUUGUUUGCUUGGUUAUAUAAAAUAAUAUGACAAACCUGUGUGUCAUUUCUUGGAAUAACUUAAGAAAAGAAACAAAAAAAAAAUCAAGAAAUGCAAUUUUACCUAAAUAAAUGUAUUCAAUACACAAAACGCCAAGUCA